Messenger RNA from Exophiala xenobiotica, 1878 nucleotides. RefSeq lists its product as uncharacterized. The coding region runs from base 1 to 1878 and encodes 625 amino acids. Gene Ontology annotation, biological process: response to oxidative stress. Gene Ontology annotation, molecular function: oxidoreductase activity, acting on single donors with incorporation of molecular oxygen, incorporation of two atoms of oxygen; heme binding; peroxidase activity. Lineage: Eukaryota; Fungi; Ascomycota; Eurotiomycetes; Chaetothyriales; Herpotrichiellaceae. The record is from RefSeq and is a predicted model, not a curated record. The transcript has 4 exons.
AUGGAAACAGAAAUGAAACCCAGCUACAAGCCAGGACUCACUGAGCGGCUGUUGGUGAGUCUGUUCCACUUCAUCAACAGACUCAUUCCAUGGCACAAACUGCCCAGCAUCGUUGGUGCACUGAACCUAGACGCACUACGUGUCGAGCUCCGUCAGUACAACUUGCACGAUGGCUACCCAUCUGGUGCUGCUCAGGGAAAUCAUACCACGGACCCCAUGACCGACCAGCGGUUCGAGUAUGCACGGAACUCCGACGGCAAAUUCAACUCGACUGAAAUGCCACUCAUGGGAUGCACCGGCCAACGCUUCGGACGCAACUUUCCAAGGGGGCUAACCAUCAAGCCGACCGAGGACGAGUUAUGGAAUCCAAACCCAAGAAUGUUGAGUGAGCGAUUCAUGGCACGGAAAUCUUUCGUUCCAGCCACGACAUUGAACUUGCUUGCUGCAGCUUGGAUUCAAUUUCAGACGCACGAUUGGUUCUUUCAUGAAAGUAGUGAUGAGAAUUACAAUAUUCCCUUACCCAAAGGAGACAAAUGGCCACAUGGCAAAAUGGAGCUUCCUCGUACCAAACCGGAUGAGGUCCUCAGCCAGACCGACGUACAAUGUCCAGGCUACAAGAACAUAAACACUGCAUGGUGGGACAGCUCGCAGAUUUACGGCUCUAAUGAAGCGAUGACAGAGUCCCUUCGCAACAUGCACAGUGAUGGUAAAUUGACUCUUACCAAAGAUGGUCGCGAGCAAUUUCUUCCCCGUGACCCAGACGGGAACCCGCUCACAGGAUUCAACAACAACUGGUGGAUAGGAAUGGAGAUGCUGCAUACUCUAUUCGCAUUAGAGCACAAUGCGGUCUGCGACAUGCUACGCCGCGCCUAUCCCACUUGGACAGGUGAUCAGAUCUUCGAUAAAGCAAGACUGGUCAAUUGCGCUCUCAUGGCCAAGAUCCAUACUGUCGAGUGGACACCAGCAAUACUGGCUCAUCCGACACUCAAGCUUGCCAUGAAUGCAAACUGGUGGGGACUGGUCGGCGAAUCACUUACCAAGAUGCUAGGCCGCAUUUCAAAGACCAGCGAAAUCAUCAGUGGCAUUCCCGGUUCGGGCGUGGACCAAUCCGGUGUGCCGUACUCACUGACUGAAGAGUUUGAAUCCGUAUACAGGAUGCAUUCCCUGAUCCCGGACGCAAUCGCUUUCUUCGAUGCCAGAGAUGGUGCACACAUGUCCACUGUCCCAGUGGAAGAGAUGCUGUUCAAGAAUGCACAAGAACCUUUGGAUAGAGGCCUUUCGUUCGCCGAUGCUUUUUACUCGUUCGGGAUCAAUUACCCGGGUGCCAUCACGAACUCGAACUACCCCAACUUCUUACGCAACUUGACCACGCCCGAUGGCAUACAUCGAGAUAUGGGCACCGUCGACCUGCUGCGCGAUCGUGAGCGUGGUGUGCCCCGAUAUAACCAGUUCCGUCGCCUCCUGCGCAUGUCCGCGCCCAAGACAUUCGAAGAACUGACGGGUGGUAACAAGGCUCUUGCCAGGGAAUUAUCGGAUGCGUACAACGGCGAUGUCGAGCUUGUUGACACCCUGGUCGGCUCUCAUAGCGAGCCAAUACCUGCGGGCUUUGGUUUCAGCGACACUGCCUUCCGCAUUUUCAUCCUCAUGGCAAGUCGACGUUUGAAGAGUGACCGCUUCAUCGCUGGCCAGUGGAAUGCUGACACCUACACCAAAGAAGGCUUGGACUGGGUGCAGAACAAUGGAAUGAAAGAUGUGCUGUCGAGACAUUUUCCUGAGUUGAGGAGUGUCUUGAAGAGCAGCAAGAAUCCUUUUGCGCCCUGGAAUAAGAUGCCAAAGUCGACGGUAUAUGAUGGUAUUGAGACGAAUGCCCCGAAGUGA